GGCCAGGCUGGUCUCGAAUUCCUGACCUCAGGUGAUCCACCCACCUCGGCCUCCCAAAGUGCCGGGAUUACAGGCGUGAGCCACCGCACCUGGCCAACCCUAAAUUUUAAAAGAUCAGCAAUAAUUUACAGCUGAGGCUCACAGCCCUUCUGAGGGGAUGAAAAGCUAAAGGAAUCAGCAUCUGGAAGAAAGGACACGUCUCCCACCUCCUUACCAUCUAGAGGCGUCACUGCGACCGCAGCGACAGAACCAGCCACACAGCCUGACACGAAGGAAUGUGCAAAGGACGCCUUGCCGGCGAACUCGUUGAACCCCAGGUUGUUAAGGUUGGCGAACAGUGGGAAGUAGAUGAUGGAGAAGGGGAUAUCUCUGCAGAAGAGGGAGCAACACUGAGCUCCGAGCUGCCCUGGGGCUGCCGCCCAAGAUGGAGUCUUGCUCUGUCACCCAGGCUGGAGUGCGGUGGCUGGAUCUCAGCUCACUGCAACCUCCGCCUCCCGGGUUCACGCCAUUCUCCUGCCUCAGCCUCCCGAGUAACUGGGACUACAGAGCACAGAGGCUCAUCAGGAAGGACCCCCUGGCCCUGGGCCCAUCCCCGCAGCAACGGAAGGAACACCAGUUCCUCAGGUCCCAAACGCUCACACCUGCUGCCCAGCCUCCCAGGGGGCCUGAGAAGCCCACCUCGGUACAUGCCGAAGAAGCCCUCCGCCCGAGCCGUCUUCAACAGGCAGUCGAUCCUGAAAGCAGAGGCCAGAGUAGGAGUAAGGGUGCAGCAGGCCGCCCAGCCCCCUCCAUGCCCUGCUCGCGCGGGCACAUCCCAGCUGACCAGCUCCCCAGCCCCCACGCUCACGCACGCUGCCUGGAGACUGGAGGGAAAGGGGCCCCAUCCCUCCUCCAGGCGCCUCUGCCCUCCAUGCUCGCCCGCCAGCACCUACAUUCCUUUGUACAUGGCUUUCCCGUGCUGGUUCUGCAGGCGAGUCUUGGCCAAGUCGAUGGGGAACACGCAGGUCACCCCCACGAGCCCUGCUACACCUCCAUUGAUGAGUUUGGCUGUGAUGCUAGGACACGGGGAGGAGAGAAGCAGAGAGAGGGGCAGGUUAGGGCCCGGAUGCAGCCAGGAAUGGGCAGGGGCACAGACAGUGGGGAACUCCAGCCCUACAGGUGUCCAGAGACGCUCUUCAGCCUCCCUGGCCCAGGUCUGGUCCAGACGGGACAGCCGCAUUCACCAGGGCUGAGGCAUCUUGCUGCAACCCGGGAAGUCCCUGGG
This is a messenger RNA of Piliocolobus tephrosceles (Ugandan red Colobus), 1264 nucleotides long. The record is from RefSeq and is a predicted model, not a curated record. Lineage: Eukaryota; Metazoa; Chordata; Mammalia; Primates; Cercopithecidae.